Aureobasidium pullulans EXF-150 is the source of this 2026-nucleotide messenger RNA. RefSeq names its product general substrate transporter. Gene Ontology annotation, biological process: carbohydrate transport; transmembrane transport. Gene Ontology annotation, molecular function: carbohydrate:proton symporter activity. Bases 73 to 1677 code for a protein of 534 amino acids. The transcript has 7 exons. Lineage: Eukaryota; Fungi; Ascomycota; Dothideomycetes; Dothideales; Saccotheciaceae. The record is from RefSeq and is a predicted model, not a curated record. Gene Ontology annotation, cellular component: membrane.
CCAAGCUUGAUCUUUGUUUAUCUCUGACAUCUCGAUCGGGUUGUGCAGUGCUCAACAGCACUCUGAUCCAUCAUGGUUUCUAGCACCAAGACGACGGGUCUUUGGACCGACAUCAAAGAGUACCGAAGAGCAUACAUCCUCACAGCGGUAGCGAGUUUCGGAGGAAUGCUCUUUGGCUGGGACACAGGCUUGAUUGGUGGCGUUCUGACAAUGGACUCUUUCAAGAAUUCGUUCGCUCUCGUCAACACUCCAGCAGCAUAUGCCGACUUAUCAGGCAACAUCGUGUCUGUACUUCAAGCCGGGUGCUUCGUCGGUGCCGCUGCUAGCUUCUGGGUCUCUGAUACUUUUGGUCGAAAGUCCGCUCUCAUAUAUGCAGACAUUAUCUUCAUCAUUGGCAGCUUGCUUCAGACCUGUAGUGCUAUCGGCAACCACUCACUGACUUUGUUGUACAUUGGCAGAGUGAUCGGUGGAGUUGGCGUUGGCUUGAUCUCUGCCGUGGUACCCACAUACAUUGGCGAGAAUGUCAACAAGGAGAUUAGAGGUCGCUGCAUAGGCACGAUGCAACUCUUCAACGUCACUGGAAUAAUGCUGUCCUACUUUGUCAACUACGGUGUCACUCGAUCGAUCUCUUCUGACAAAGAUGCCCAAUGGCGUAUCCCAUUCGCUCUGCAGAUGCUACCUGGUGCACUCCUUCUCAUCGGAAUCGUCUUCCAAAAUGAAAGUCCAAGAUGGCUCGUGGAGAAGGAUAGACACGAUGAUGCCGCUCGAGCGCUUGCACAUGUACGCGGUCGCUCACAGGACGAUGAGGUUGUUCGAAAAGAGCUUGGGGAGAUCAUAGCCGACUUCCAAAGUCGUGAAAAGAUUCCACUGCUUGGACAACUCAAAGUCGUGUGCUCAGACAGGAAAUACUUUUACAGAUUUUCCAUGGCCAUCAUUCUUAUGAUGUUUCAACAGUGGACAGGCACCAAUUCGAUAAACUACUACUCACCCCAGAUCUUCAAGUCCAUCGGUCUCGGCUCGUCUUCUGGACUUUUUGCCACAGGUAUCUAUGGCGUUGUCAAAGUCGUGAUAACAGCGCUAGCUUUGGCAUUCAUGACGGAGCAGCUAGGCAGAAAAUGGAGCUUGAUUAUCGGAGCCUUGGGACAGGCUUUUGCAAUGUUCUACAUCGGCAUCAACCAAGCCGUCAACCCAGUUGUCGAAGGAGCACCAUUGGACGGAAACAGUAUCUUCGCCAUCAUCUCCGUCUACCUAUUUGUGGUCUUCUACAGUGUGGGAUGGGGUCCUAUUCCCUUCAUUCUUGCCUCCGAGACAAGUCCUAACCAUGUUCGCUCACUUGUCAUGGCAUCGGCAUUGAUGUGCCAAUGGGCCUUCAACUGCGUAAUCGCCAGAAUCACACCCGUCAUGCUCAACAGCAUCACCUACGGCACGUUCCUAAUCUUCGGCGUCUGCUGCAUCAUCAUGGCAAUCUACACGGUCUUCUGUGUCCCCGAAACCAAAGGCGUCCCACUCGAGUCCAUGUCUCUUCUAUUCGAAGGCAACAUCAUCAAGGGAGCGACUUACGACACCAUACCGAGAUACUCAAGGGCAAAAGGACUUAAGAACGCUACCAAUGUAUUAGAUGACGAGGGUAACAAAGGCGAUUAUGCCGUUCAUGUCGAGAGGACCAAGAACGUUUGACUGACUUUUUACGUUUUUUCCGUGGGAAUUUAGAACGGGAUCAUUUACUGCGUUGAUAUUACGACUCAUAGCUGGACUGGAGUGUAUUCUAUUGGAUAUAGAUGAGCUAAAACGAAAUUUGGGAAUGGAACAGGACAGGUUUGAUGGGUCCCGAUGGUCAAGAUUUGGUUCUGUGGUUACUUGUGAGCUUUUGCUCUGUCUUUCAACAACCGAUAUCAUCGCAAGCUAAACAAGACCACUGUAGUCGAACUUCUUAGGACUAUUGGUUCACGCACAGCAAGCAAUGACCUCGAACCAAAUCACUGCAGCGUAAUCCUGAUGCCGCAGAACAUUCGAACAGGGUCACCCC